UAUGUUUUCAGGUUGAAGAAGCAGUUCUUAUGUUUGACAGAUCUACAAAUAGGCACAGAGGUUUCGGCUUCGUCAUAUUUGACAACGAGAAGACAGUAGACAACGUCUGUGAUGAGCACUUCCAUGAACUAGAUGGCAAAUUGGUUGAAGUUAAGAAGGCCCAACCCAAGGAGGUGAUGAUCCCACAAAACGUAGCAAAGAAUAGAGCGGCAAUGAUGCGCAAUCUAUAUGGCAUCUAUGACCCAAGCAGCACAGAGACAAGUUUACUGGAGUUGAGACUAUUGCAGGCCCAACACCAAACAAACAACAACAACUCACCCUCGAUGUGCUCAGUCCCUACCGGUCUCACUUCCUCGGUGCCGUUAAUCAUGGACACAGUUGGCAAUGUUAAAGGAUAUGCGGCUCCCAAUUUCACGAUAGGGCCACUUACACGGGGAGCUUACACGUAUGCUCCUUUUCCUCCUUUCUUUUCAGCUUACCAACAGCCUCCUUUCGCCAUGUGUGGAAGCGGUGGUAUGGGGCGUGGUUCAGGUAGCAGAGGUCGACCCCCUCGAGGCAGCUCUAUAGGCAUGCCGUCGCAUCCUCACUCAGGGAUUCCAACGUACACCCCAGGUUUAAUGAUGCCGGCGGCUGGGGUCCCUCCCACGCCCGACCGUCGAGGCCAGACGCCGAUUACCUACUCCUACCCCGAUUACGGGUCUGCCGGCCCCGCGGCGGGCCGCUCAGCCCCGCCUCCUCCUACUCGCAACGAGCCUAGCUCCAUGUCGCACCAGCCUGAAUAUGGGAGGGAUUAUCACCAGCCUGCUGUGAUGCCAAACAGCUACCAGCCCCAGAGCUAUGCACCAUCACCGUCACCUGUUAAUAACCGCUACAAUACAACCAACAGUCCCGGGCCCAUGGACAUCUAUGGCGGGUCCCAAGACCAGGGAAUGGGGGGCAAUUAUGUACCCGCUGCCAGCCCUCAACCAACCCAUGCAUUCGGCAUUGGGUCCCAACCGAAGACAGGGUACGGAUCAGGUCACUAUAACACAGUCUCACAUGGGAGGAACUACUAAACAAUAACAUUUUGUUUAACUCAGAAGGAAAUAAUCUACUGGCUUUAUAUCAAUGGUCCUACUCAUUCACAUCUAUCUCUAUGAUCGUUUCUGCUGAUAUAUACAUGUAUAUACAUACAUAUAUACAUCAUGGAGGGAGAACAUUUAAAUGUAAAUCAUCAGCCGGUUACCAUAAACCUGCAUUAUUUAUCAAUAUUUGUAUAAAUAUUACAAUGUAAGUUUCUCUCCAAAUUUUACUCCUGUUAAUUUAAUCUUUGAAAGGAAUAUGUUCAUGAACUGUAUUGUAAGAUGUGAUUGUUUUUAUUUCUAUCAUUGUUUUUAUCUUUUUUUUUAAUCUGCACAUUGCAUGGCUUGUUAUCUUUUCUAUGUUGGAUGCCAUGCAGCCAAUAUUGUUUUUUUCUUUUUUUUUUGGUUGAUGCAUUCACUUUAUUUUUCUCAAUGAUAUGAUUUAUCUGAGCAAUCUAAGGCAAUUAAGGAUGAUAUCAGUGUAAAUAUAUAUAUAUUAUCUUGUUCAGUUUUGUUCUGAAUUCUUGCAUUUAAAUAUGUUUUGCUUGCUUUCGUACACAUCUGUUUUUUUUAACUUAUGCAGCCAAUUUAUAGUCUGCACUCAAUGCAAUGAAAUUAUGAAUGAGAAAUAAGUUAUGACAUUUCAAAGAUGGAGUAUGUGCUACAUGAUAUUGAAACUGAUGACCCGAUGCAAAUGUCCACCAACGGUAAAGAAGAACCAGUGUUAAAGCGUGAUUAUUUGUUCAUAAACGGGAGGUAUGUCUGGUUUCAGAUAAGUCCGUGCGAAACAGUAAUUGUAAUUUUUUUUUAUAUAUUUCGGAUCUCUGAAACCGGUACAAGGCAUGGUUGGUUAGACACACUGUGGAAUCUUCCUAUCUUGAUAGGGUUUUUUUGCUACUUGGCAAAAGUCACAGAAAAGAGGCCUUUAAAGCCUUGAUCAUACAACUCCGAAACGCGAUCCAUGUAGAAAUUCAGACUUCUCGCGUUGGCGAAUGCUGAUAGCUUUCAUCGGACAUUUCUACUUACUUUUGAUGAAUAUAUGGAUUGUCAUUUCUUAGCUUCUGAAAGUAGAUUAUUGCCAAGGGAUGAUCUUUGGUAUAUGGGCGGGAAGGAUAUUUUUCCAGCAGCUUAUGUACCUUGAGAGGAGCUAGAGAGUUAAAAAAAAGAAACACAAACUUGCCACAUUGCGUAGCGUGUGUCCUGUAGUAAAGUGCAUGAAAUUUGUAUAACGCUGGAGAUAUUUUUAUUCACUUGAUUGCACAAGAGACAAUUCCAUGAAUAUUUGUAUCAAUUUAUUGACAAUCUCAAUCUAUGAAUUCUGUACAAGUUUUUUUUGUAAUUCUAAGCAAUAUUUAAGGGAAAAGAAGAAAGAAUUGAAUUUGCCAAAAUUUGUUUGUGUGAUUUGAAUAUCCUUUGCUUAGCUAUGUGAUUACAUGUUUUUUAAUUGAAAAACUAUUUUUGAAAACGUUGUUGUCGUCUGUCUAUCUUUCUUUGUUUCAUUGCAUUUUCUCCACUGAGUUGUAUUUUUCACAAGACUGGAGAAGAAUAAUCUCAUCCUAAUGCCACAAAUAACCAAUGAAUUGCUGGAGUCUAAUUUUUAUAUGCCAUGUGCUCCAUUACUUUAUAUUUUAUGCUUAGAGAAGUCAAAUCAAGCUGUCUAUCAAUUAUGAAAUCAAAUCAUGGAUUGUAAUGAAUAAUGAGAACCUAUUGGAGUGAGCAUGGAGGAGCAUUCUAUUCUCUUUCAAACUAAACGUACUUCUGAUGAUAACCAAAAUUUGACAGAUUUUUACCUGAAUCAUGUACUAAAUUUCUAUCGGGGCUGUAUAAGAAACGUCAAAUGAAAAGUUGAAAGAAGUUGUCGGGUGGGUUCUGGAUAUCACUGUACAUAAUGAUUCUCAGGUUCUUGGGUACUCUGGCUAUAUGCGAUUGAUGGAUAGAUAGAAAGAAGCAGAAGACAAAUUUUUAUCAGAGUAUUGAAUUGACACUCUGUGCAGAGAACUAGUUGUAACAUAUCUGGUACGGGGCGCACAGAAUCAGCUUUGCAUCCUCUCUCUCUUAGAGGAUAUAUGUAACCACUGUGAUGUUUUAAUGAUGAUUGUGUUAAAAAUGGUGACUGUGUAUGAGAGUGUUUGGGUGAUUCAUGUUUUUUGUCCAUUCUCGCAAUGGAGCUGUAACUCUUGUUGUAUGUUAUUGUGUGUUCUCUUCCUUCCUCAACUCAGGGUUGAAAAUAUUUAAAAAAAGAAAAAAAUACAUUAACAGUGGUUUCAACAUUGAUUCUGUUUUCUAUGAAAGAUGUUUGGAAAUAAGGUGAAAUCAACUGAAUGUUUUAAAGAAAUAUAAGAAAUAAUAAGUUUUAAAUGGAAUGGAUGAUAUUGUAAUGUAGACUAAUUUCAACUAAGUAGUGGAGUUGUUAUGUUUCCGUGUUUAGGAGCCGAUUCUUUCCACUCUUUUUCUUCUGAGUUGAGCUCUAGGUUCAUAAAUGCCCCUUGGAAGGUCCAAUCAGGUUGUACUAUUAUCAACAUCAACAACAACAAUACUCUAAGAAGUGCCAACAUAAUUGUUAACCAUAAUGGGGCUAUUCAUCGUCCUAUUUUUUUAUGAAUAAAUAUUUUGAGAUUUGAUAUGAUUUUAUUCUUUCCACUCUGUCUUGUUCUUUUCACAAAUUUUGUUGUGUAGGUCUUUUUUUCUUUUUGGUUAGCUCGUAUGUGUUGUCUCAUGGCUUUUUAAAUUAUUCUCUCAUUUUUUAUAUAUAUAAAUAUAUAUAUAACUCAAUUACUUGUGAAGCAUAUAAUAAGGUUCUGCUAUUCAUUUUAUUCUUGGUUGUGUAAUUUUGAUUCACUUUCUUGUACAUUUAUUGGUAAGUUAUUGUAGCUAAGACACCUAGUAUCGGAUGUAGAAGUAGUACGGUAGAGUAGAAUUACUUGUAAUUAUGUGGUUGUGGUGAUCGUAGUUUGUGCACUAAGUAAUAGGUAUACUAUGUCUAAGUCGAUGUAAGAAAUUAAUUGUAGAUAAUCUGAUAAAUUUGUGAUUUUGAAGUGACAUAGAAUUGGGGGCUGACCCCUUCUUUAUCGUCUGAUGCUCCCUUUUCUCCUCCCUGAAAGAAAGAAGAAAAAAAAUGUUUAUAUCAAAUAUCUGCUUUGUCUGUAUCUCUAUAUAUGCACAGUUUCAGAUAUCUUAAUUAGCUUGUGAAGAUUGUUUUAUACUUUUGUCGUAGACAAGAGAAAGAAUUAUAUGGCACAUAUGACAUGGUUCCUCCUGCCAGUAGUUGCCAUGACAACGUAGAUUGUCCGUGGCAUAGAUAGAAUCACAUGUGGAUUCAUAGUGGUAGCUUGCAUCUUUAAGGAACAGAAGCAACGGACCUUGAAAUAUUUUAUGAAAAAUUUGACAUGAAACUGCCACCAAGGUCAUAGUUCAAAGGUCAUGAAUAGCAAAGCUUGAUAUGAGAGAACAGAGUAAGGGAUUUUUUCACAUGUCGACAUUAUGAGAAGAUGAAAGAGCCAUGAUUGGAAUAUCCUUAUUUGGAAAUCUUUAGAGUGCAUGCAUUGGCAGAAUAGCGAUUAGAACAAGAAAGGUAGAAGUUUAAUCUUCUAACUUGACCAGAUGUGUAGUAAUUGUAGAUUGGAGAUAGGUACAAGAAUUAUAAAAAGAAGAUAUAAUAAUAAAAGUCUCCAGAAAUAUUUAUUUAUUAUAGGAACCAUUGCUGCAAUGGUACAGCUGCUAACAUUAGAUUGAUUCUUGUAGCAUGCGUGCCUUAUGAUAGAUGGAGAUUUAGCAGUCUUUUGCGGAGUUUUUGAUCCAAAUAUCUCUGGGAUGUGAAGCGAGAAGGACCUUCUGUAAAGAAGUAAUGGAAUUAAUUGGCUGGUAAGGUUUAACGAAAGUUGAGGAAUGAAUUCUGAAUGAGAACGAACGUUGGUGAAGUGUAUUUGUAGCGUUGCUGGCAGGGUAAACCAUAUCAUAUGUACCUCGUUAUUAAGAAGAAGAAAAAAAACCGUGGCUACCUCAAUUCCGCCACUAUUAAUACGAUGGAUAAUCACAAAUCCACACAAUCGGUGACUCUACACAGCACCAAUUGCUUUAUCAACAUGCUUUUUUCAAUUUGUAACGGAAGCCUGUAUAUUUAGCAGCUCAUUAGCAAGACAGCUGAUUUGGUACAUAUUUAUAUUCUGCUUAUUGAGCCUUCCCCCUCAAAAACAUUGGGUAUAUAGAACAUCCAUGUUUGUAUAUGAUCAUUCAUGAAGCGUAUCCGCAGAAUCGUAUACUGUGGAAUAUAUAUAUCGUAUGUAUGUAUGGUAUAUCAUGAGUCCAAUUUUUUUGUUGUAGCGAUGAGCACAGUAUGUUCACAGGGUGCCAACGUGAUAUCUUCUAGGGUUUUUAGAAAAGAAGGCAUCUUCAAAAUUAUUUUGUAGAUGUUUAUUUGGUGAUACUCUUAUUUAUUUCCAUGGGAAUGGGAUGGGAAGUUCCUUGGUUAGUUUUAUCCUUUUUUUUAUUUCCGAGAAUUGAUAGGUCUUUGUAAACCUUAUUAUUUGAGAUCAUAGACACAAGCUUCAUAUCACGGGUAUCCUUAUAUUUUGUACAAAUAUUUGUGAGAAAAGCUGUAAUAUAAGCAGAGACAUGAAACAUCUUUGUGUCGCUUUUCGAACAAAAAUGAGUGGGAUUUAUAAAAAGAUGAGAUCACAUAUUUGGGGAAAUAUGAAUGUUGUGAUUUAUGAUGAACUGGGAUUUUUUAAUAUUAUGAAAUUUGAAAAAAAAAAUGAAAUAAUUUUAUGUCUAAUUGUACAUAUGGAGAAGAUACCAAAAAAUGUAUUAUUGACAUUUUAUUCAUCAGAGGGCUGGAAUGUAGACUAAUAACGAUAGGACGUAGGGAGAGGCCUCUGGCAAUCUAAGAAAUAGUCAGAAAAUAGUGUAGUCCUUUAACAGAGUGAGCGGAAUAUUUAUGAGACCCAAAAUAAGUGCAACAUAGACAAAUUAUUGAAAUAGAAAAAAGGUGUUCUAUCUACUCCUCUUUUAUUUUGUAGAGAAAAUAUUAUUUAAUAACGAUAAACAACAACUGACCAAUAUUAUGAUAGCUGUUUUUCGUCUCAAAGAGCGUAAGGUUGGUGUGAUGAACUUGAAUGGAGGUAGAUUUAGCAAAGAUUUUUAAUGUACAUUUUCAAACUGCAAUGAAUUUUUUGUAAUGAUGAACGCUAUAAAGGAGUAUGAUUCAUCUCUUUGGGGAGAAAAACAGCUAGCAUAAUGGGGGAGAACCAGCUUUCUUGUCACUUAUGACCUAUUUGCAGUGAGAUUCCAUUUGCCAAUAAUGUGAACAAGUUCAUAUGUGAUUACAACUUGUUUUUAUUGUAUAGACUUAAUAUGUCUAUGGACCAACACAUUUGAAAUUUAACAUGUUAUUUGUUUUGAUUUUUUGUUUCUUCUCGAAAUGUGCUCUUUAAGUUGGCUGUCUCGUACUGUUCUGCUAAAAAUAACACAGCAUCUUGAAGGUGUACAAGGUGUUACAAUGCCAAUAUUUUUCUAUAGGCUUGUUUUGACUAUUUAUUCAAUUGAUAGUUGUCUAGUAAGAUUGCGGUGAAACGGGCGCUUCUAUCUUGGCAGCCUCUCUCUAUACUUCGUAAUUUAAAGCAAUUUGCAAUAUUAUGCACUAAGAUUUCUACUUAUGAACACCUACCAAAUGUCCGCACUAGAAUAAAAUAGUAGACUAUUUUCUUCUGCAUUUAUUAAAGUAUAUGAAGUAUUUAGCCAAUAAUUUUUCGAUUUUAUUUUUUCUUUUACACUGUAUGUGGUCACUGCUAUAUUUUUUUUCCAUUGACACGAAAGUUGUUUCUCGCUUUGUUGUCGUCCAGUUGACUUUGUGUAGUUGUAAAUGGUAUAGGGUGAUGUUAAUAAUGCACUCAUGAAAUCACACUGAAAAUGAAAUGUUAAAAUAUUGAUAAUAAAUUCUGUUUGACUUCUGAAAAAAA
Messenger RNA from Lytechinus variegatus (green sea urchin), 7015 nucleotides. RefSeq names its product RNA-binding protein Musashi homolog 2-like. Bases 30 to 1055 code for a protein of 341 amino acids. The transcript has 10 exons. Gene Ontology annotation, cellular component: cytoplasm. Gene Ontology annotation, molecular function: nucleic acid binding. NCBI's taxonomy places the organism in Eukaryota, Metazoa, Echinodermata, Echinoidea, Temnopleuroida, Toxopneustidae. The record is from RefSeq and is a predicted model, not a curated record.